Messenger RNA from Rotaria sp. Silwood2, 1514 nucleotides. The record is from the annotation of a GenBank genome assembly. NCBI's taxonomy places the organism in Eukaryota, Metazoa, Rotifera, Eurotatoria, Philodinida, Philodinidae.
AUGGGCAACCGAAAAUCCCGACCGAAACGUACUCAGCCGCUUGGCAAAGUUUCUCGACUACAAAGCACUCCACUGUCCACGCAAGUUAAGUCAACUAGUACUCUUAAAAGUUCACGUAACUUUGAUCGUUGUCCAGAAAAACCAAAUGAAUUUGCACAUAAUUUAACUACUCCAUCACCGACGAGAACACUCAGUGAAUCAGUAAUACUUGUCUGGCUUGAUUCACGUAUAGAUGACGCUGUUGCUGAUACGCGUCUCACAAAACAUAUGCUUGGGACCUUGAUUGCUAAUGGUUCUCUUCAUUCAUUCACGAAUACAACCGAUUGUCUCGAGUUUAUAACGCAACGGCAAGAUACAAUCGAGACAAUAUUUUUAAUUAUGUCUGGGGAGUGUUCGCGCGAAUUGUUCAAUAAACUUGAUUAUCGCAUAUGCAAUAUAAUCGCUUCAAUGUUCAUCUUUUGCUUAGACAAGCAUAGAUACGAGUCGAUAUUGAAUGGCCAUAAGAAACUAGUUGGAAUUUACACGGAGCAAUGGAGAUAUUCACAAUCAUGUAGUCAGACUGAAACAGGGUCCAAAAUGAACACAUCUGAUUGUAUCAAAGACGAUGAUUCUUUAGGUUGUCCGUCAUAAUGUCGAAAGGAAAAAUGUUGAAAAAAUAAUAUUGACAUGAAACAUUGUCGGUUAAUAUUUUAGAGAAUUGUAAAUAAUAUAGUGCAUAUUUUUUUGCAUAAAAUUAAGUUGAAAUCUUAACAGUGAGAAAAAUAUAAAAAUAAAUAAAAAACGAAAAUGUUAUUUUUUCACGAACUUCAUGAACCUCAAGUGUUUCUUUCUCUCGAAGAUGAUUAUCAUUGUCAACAGUUUUCAUCAAUCGAUUAUUUGAAUCAGUAUGCACUUUAGCUGCACUACCAUUAAUAGUGCAUAUCCAAUAUUUAGUAGUUGUUGUUGCUAUAUUCAAUUUAAAAGUAUAAUCAUCGACAACUAUUAUAGUAGAGGUAUUCCUUUAUUUGAAUUUAUAAAUCAAAUAGCAGGUGAUUUUACUUGAAUUUCACCAGCUAAAGUUACGGAAGCUUCAGCCAUGACAUUACAAUUUUAGUUAUUUAACAAUUCUUUGUUUAACUCUUUCAUUUUACUUGUAUUGAUAGUUAGUCGUUCCUAUAAAUACUGGCUAAAAUUCUGCACUCGUAAAAUUAUAAGAAAAAACAAUGAACUAAAUGGGAUUAGAAUCGUCUUAUACUGGAGACAGCAGUAUUUUUUUAUUUUUUCUUUCGACAUUUUUCCAGUACACCAUUCUUCACGUUCUCAUACUCAUUGUUGACACGACUCAUUGUGUUUGGAAGUAACCUUUUUUUUUAUGUAAGUUUUUUAUGGAAAUUUCCACAGAAAAGGCAGCAAAAGAAGAACAAGCUAUCAAUACUUAGUGAAUGGAAAUGUUUAGAAAUAAUAUACCAUAAGAAUUGUGAGACGCGACUGCUAACGUGUCGAAUUACAUACCGAGUUAAUGAAUUACCCCAUCU